This is a messenger RNA of Racocetra persica, 886 nucleotides long. NCBI's taxonomy places the organism in Eukaryota, Fungi, Glomeromycota, Glomeromycetes, Diversisporales, Gigasporaceae. The record is from the annotation of a GenBank genome assembly.
UAAAGACGAUCCAAAAUCUCUAAUAGCGCCUUGUAAAUGCAAGGGAAGUGUCAAAUAUGUGCACUCAAGUUGUUUGACUCAAUGGAGAAAUCGACUUCUGAAAAUCCGUACAAGUAAAAAUUUUGAUCGAUGUACUUCAUGUAAAUUUGAAUAUAUAGUAAGGAAAAAGAAAACUGUCAGAAAUAUUUUGAACCGUGGAGAUGUAAGAAUUACAAUAACAUGUGGGAUAGUUAUUUUGCUACUUAUUCCUAGUGGUUAUAUGAUGAAGUUCAUCAUAAUGCUUACAUCAGCAAUGUACUCGGAUGAUGAAAUUGUAACGCCCGAGAUGAUCUCAGACACUAUAUCCAAAGCAUCUUCCUCAAUAUGGACGUUUUCAUCGUUCAAUCUUCCAUUUUGUGCUAAUCUGACACCAUCUGAUAUUAAUCUUCAUAAUGAAAUAGUAUUAACUUCAGUUCCGUUAUUGUUAAUCAAGCUAUUUCCAACAAUACUUGAUACUGAGUUUUGGUUUAGUGUUCUUUGUCGGCCUGAAAUACAGCACCUUCAUCUCGGUGUAUUUUUUCUUGGUAGUGUUAGUAACAUUUAUACAGCUUACACCCUUAUUAAUGAACUGUUCGAUAUGUUCACGGAAGAUAGACGUGAGGUUAGACAUGCUGUGUUAAUCGGUGUUUGUUUUAUGGUUAUCACAUUUUGGUUUCAUUAUACCGUGACGGCCUUUAGAGUUUCUACUACUCAGGAAUUUUUACAAGAAUUACCUGUAUGGGUAUUACGAUGGAUUACAAUCAGUUUGGCACUUUUUGAUUUUGGCUUUAGAAGAAUAUUUUUUCAUCUUAGCAAAGCUAAUUUUGAUGAUGUGGAAAUUAUGUCCAUACAAGAUGUGGACUUUUAA